AUGGGUGUUUUGGGAAAGAAAAGAAAAUCACUUGUGUUUGAUAUGCAUCCUCUUCUCCUAGUUCAAGACGAUGUGAGGUUUGACCUUUCAAGUGUUUUCUACUGCAAGUUGUGUAUAACUUUGAAGGGUAUAAAGGUUGAUGAUCUCGAGACGAAUCAUUUUGUUCUUGUUCAUGGAGGUGGUUUUGGUGCGUGGUGUUGGUACAAAACUAUAGCACUUCUAGAAGAAGCUGGUUAUAAAGUAUCCGCCAUAGAUUUAACCGGUUCUGGAGUUCAUUCAUUUGAUACAAACAACAUAAAGAGCCUCUCACAAUAUGUGAAGCCACUUACUGACUUUGUUGAAAAACUUCCUGAAGGAGAAAAGGUAAUCUUGGUUGGACAUGAUUUUGGCGGGGCAUGUAUAUCGUAUGCGAUGGAGCUGUUUCCUCAUAAGGUUUCCAAGGCUGUGUUUAUUGCUGCGGCAAUGCUAACAAGCGGACAAAGUACUCUCGAUAUCAUUUCUCAAAAGGAAGGUUCAGAUGAUCUUAUGCAACAAGCACAAAUUUUUCUCUAUGCAAAUGGGAAUGAUCAUCCUCCCACUGCUUUCGAUCUUGACAAGUCGUUGUUGAGGGAUUUGUUAUUCAAUCAAAGUCCUGCCAAAGAUGUUGCAUUAGCAUCUGUUUCGAUGAGGCCAACUCCAUUUGCACCGGUUUUAGAGAAACUUUCCCUUUCCGACCUCAAAUAUGGUAUCGUACGGCGAUUCUACAUAGAAACUCUUGAAGACAAUGCCAUAACCAUCACUCUCCAGGAAGCCAUGAUAAAUGCAAGCCCUCCAGAAAAGGUUUUUCGUUUGAAAGGCGCGGAUCAUUCUCCCUUUUUCUCGAAGCCUCAAGCCCUGCACAAGUUACUUGUAGAAAUCUCAAAGAUCCUUUGAUGAUAACAUUCAUCUACAUAAGUUGUUUGUGAAGCCAAAUCCACACCAAAAGCUCCAAUAACAUCAUAUAGGAAUGUGUUAUUGUGUGCAAGUUACAGGUUUCAUUCUUCUUUUCCAUUGUUUUUUUAUUUAAUUCUUUUUGAGUUAAAAACCUGUAACUUGUAAAAGAUAGUACUUGCAACAUAAAAUCCAUGGUAUAUUGCUGAGUA
Arachis duranensis is the source of this 1121-nucleotide messenger RNA. RefSeq names its product putative methylesterase 11, chloroplastic. Lineage: Eukaryota; Viridiplantae; Streptophyta; Magnoliopsida; Fabales; Fabaceae. The transcript has 7 exons. Gene Ontology annotation, molecular function: methyl jasmonate esterase activity; methyl indole-3-acetate esterase activity. The coding region runs from base 1 to 912 and encodes 303 amino acids. The record is from RefSeq and is a predicted model, not a curated record.